CAGGUUCCUGAGGCUGCGCGGCGUGCGCGUGCGGGGAGGGUCCGGGCCAGGCGCUAGUAGUCUUUUCGUCUUCCUUUCCUUUUUCUUCCUUCCCUUAGCCGCCUAUCCCUUACUUUCUGCUGCCGACCCUGCCAUUUGCACAUCCCCAGCUAUCCCAAUUGCUUCGGCCCCAGGGGAACAGCGGGAGCUCGUGCUCUGGGGAGCAUCUGGGCAAAGGCGGUGGCGGCGGAGGCGCGGGCGGGGCGGGGUCGGGCGGGGUCGGGCCGGCGGAAGGGGUAGCACUCUAGCCCGAGGCUGUGCAGGCCCAGCUGCGGGCUUGUCGGCCAGUCCCGUAUUCCCAAGGUUGUGGGACUGAAGAAGGAUGUAGAAGAGAGGAAGAAGGAGGAGAGAUGAGUAAACAGAAGAGAGGCUGAAAGAUUUACCCAAAGACAUAGCUGAUGAGGAAACAGGAUCAGAGAGGUUAAAAGAGUUACCCAAAGACACACAGCUGAUGAGUCGCCUGGUAUGGAGAGUGAUAGCAGCCCGUGGGGUCCUGCCUUGGUGUUUUCAGCGUUGGGCUUCUGGCUCUUCUGUUAGCCAACAGUUCUGUGAAGCGGAGGCAUCUUCAGUGGGACUUAGAGAUGAGUGCCAAAAGAGAGAGAAUGCAUUGCAUAUUCAGAUGCUGUCUAGAGGGCUUCAUGAGCAGAUCUUUGGGCAACCAGAGAUGCAGCCUUCUGAGGAAGCCAUACAGCAGAGUGUGGAACAUCUGCAGAAGCAUGGGCUGUGGGGCCAGGAAACUUCUGCUCUUCCUGAUGUAGAGCUGCAGCUACCUCGUCUUUAUGGGGAAGACUUGGAUGAACACUUCCGCAUCCUAGCCCAGAAGCAAAGCCUGCCUUACCUAGAGGCUGCUCAUGAGCUGCUCCAGGCUGAAUUGCCCCCUCUACCCAACAAAUGGGCCUGGAAGGAAGGCUGGACUAGAUAUGAGCCUGAUGGGAAGGGACAACAGGUGGAAUUCCCUGAGGAGCGGGCCUUGGUAUUUGAUGUGGAGGUCUGCAUAGCAGAGGGCAGCUGCCCAACCUUGGCUGUGGCUGUAUCACCAAAUUCCUGGUAUUCAUGGUGUAGCCGAAGGCUUUUAGAGGAACGCUACUCCUGGGCCAGAAGCCUCUACCUAUCUGACCUCAUUCCUUUGGAGACCCCUGCUGGUAUUAGUGGCCCAGCCAAGCAGGAUUGGUCAGAACGUUUGAUUGUAGGGCACAAUGUUUGCUUUGAUCGUGCCUUCAUAAAGGAGCAGUACUUGAUUCAGGGCUCUCGAAUGCGCUUCUUGGACACUUUGAGUAUGCACAUGGCCAUCUCUGGCCUGAGCAGCUUCCAGCGCAGCCUUUGGAUAGCAGCCAAGCAGGGGAAGCAGAAAGGCUCUCAGAUGGUCCAAAAGCAUAUCAAGAAAACCCAAAGUAAAGCCAAGGGUCCAUUGAUCUAUGCUUGGGACUGGUUGGACAUCAGCAGCAUCAACAACCUGGCAGAUGUACACAGUCUGUAUGUUGGGGGUCCACCUCUGGAGAAAGAAGCCAGGGAACUGUUUGUUAAAGGGACUAUGAAGGAUAUCAGGGAGAACUUUCAGGAUCUGAUGCAGUACUGUGCUUUGGAUGUGCAGGCUACUUAUGAAGUUUUUCAGGAACAGUUGCCACUCUUCAUGGAGAGGUGUCCUCACCCUGUCACACUAGCUGGGAUGCUGGAGAUGGGGGUGUCUUAUCUUCCUGUCAACCAGAACUGGGAGCGCUACCUAGUAGAGGCACAGAGUACCUAUGAGGAGUUGCAAAGGGAGAUGAAGAAGUCUCUGAUGGACCUUGCCAAUGAUGCCUGUCAUCUAGUGUCUGGGGACAGGUAUAAAGAUAACCCCUGGCUUUGGGACCUGGAGUGGGACCUACAAGAGUUUAAGCUGAAGAAGAAAAAGAUUCGGAAAAAUGAUCAAAAUAUAUCCUGCAGGUCUCCAGCUAAGGCUAAAAAUUCCUCAGAGAUGGAAUGGCAAGAAGAUCCUGGUCCUCCUAUUGAAGAGGAAGAGCUGCAGAGUGAUUCUGCCAUCAGAACUCGAAUGGAGGAGUUGAAAGAGACAGCGAUAUUGUUACCCAAGAGGUGUCAGCACUUGCCAGGACAUCCAGGGUGGUAUCGGAAACUCUGUCCUCGACUGAAUGAUCCUGACUGGAUACCAGGUCCCAGUCUUAUCAGUUUGCAGAUGCGAGUGACUCCAAAGCUCAUGAUGUUAACAUGGGAUGGCUUCCCUGUACACUAUUCAGAGAAGCAUGGCUGGGGUUACUUGGUACCUGGGCGGCAAGAUAACCUAUUAGUAGAUUCCUCAGAGACAGAUGUGGCUGCUUGUCCCUACAGAGCCAUUGAAGCCCUAUAUCAGAAAUACUGCCAGGAGACAGGGAAGGAACAACUAGUGUUCCAGCCAUUGCCAGAGGAAUUCAUGCUCACUGACAGCACAGUGUGGCAAACGGUAGAGGAGCUGAGCCGCUUGGAACCCGAUGCUGAUUUUGAAACUGAUAGAGCAACACAGGAGGAGACUAAUAGUUUGCAGCUUAGUCAGCCAGCUUAUCAUCAUGGCAAUGGACCUUACAAUGAUGUGAACAUUCCUGGCUGCUGGUUUUUCAAGCUGCCACACAAGGAUGGCAAUAAUUAUAAUGUGGGAAGCCCCUUUGCCAAGGAUUUCCUGCCAAAGAUGGAGGAUGGUACACUGCAGGCUGGUCCAGGGGGUGCCAGUGGCCCGAGGGCUCUCGAAAUCAACAAGAUGGUCUCUUUCUGGAGGAAUGCUCACAAGCGCAUCAGUUCCCAGAUGGUCGUGUGGCUGCAGAAAGGAGAGCUGCCUCGAACAGUGAUUCGGCACAAAGAUUAUGAUGAGGAGUGCUACUAUGGGGCCAUUCUACCACAGGUGGUGACAGCUGGCACCAUCACUCGAAGAGCAGUAGAGCCUACCUGGCUUACAGCAAGCAAUGCCAGGGUGGACCGAGUAGGUAGUGAGCUGAAAGCCAUGGUACAGGCCCCACCUGGCUACGUUCUAGUUGGGGCUGACGUGGACUCCCAGGAGCUGUGGAUUGCUGCUGUACUUGGAGAUGCCCACUUUGCCAGGAUUCAUGGUAGUACUGCCUUUGGUUGGAUGACCCUUCAGGGAAAGAAGAGUAGUGGGACUGACCUGCACAGUAAGACAGCUUCCACGGUAGGCAUUAGUCGAGAGCAUGCUAAGAUCUUCAACUAUGGCCGUAUUUAUGGGGCUGGUCAGCCCUUUGCUGAGCGACUGCUGAUGCAAUUCAACCAUCGCCUGACACCACAGCAAGCCAAAGAAAAAGCUCAGCAGAUGUAUGCUGUUACCAAAGGUCUUCGCCGGUAUCAACUGUCAAAGGAUGGCGAGUGGCUAGUCAAGGAACUGGGGAUUCAAGUGGACAGGAAAGAAGACGGUUGGGUUUCCCUUCAAGACCUAAGGAAGAUCCAGAAAGCAGCUUCCAGGAUGUCUUAUAGAAAAAAAUGGAAUUUAGUAGCUGAUCGAGCCUGGGCAGGAGGGACAGAGUCAGAAAUGUUCAAUAAAUUGGAGAGCAUCGCCAUGUCCGAUGCCCCUAGGACUCCUGUGCUGGGCUGCCAGAUUUCUCGUGCCCUGGAGCCUGCAGUGGUCCAAGGGGAGUUUGUGACCAGCCGAGUGAACUGGGUGGUACAGAGUUCAGCUGUGGAUUACCUGCAUCUCAUGCUGGUGGCCAUGAAGUGGCUGUUUGAAGAAUUUGACAUCAGUGGCCGUUUUUGUAUCAGCAUUCACGACGAGGUCCGCUACCUGGUUACAGAAAAAGAUCGUUACCGUGCAGCCCUUGCCUUGCAGAUCACAAACCUUUUGACAAGAUGCAUGUUUGCCUAUAAACUAGGUCUGAAUGAUCUGCCCCAGUCUGUGGCGUUUUUCAGUGCAGUUGAUAUUGACCGAUGCUUGAGGAAGGAAGUGACGAUGGAUUGUAAGACGCCUUCCAACCCAACUGGACUAGAAAGGAGAUAUGGGAUCCCCCAAGGUGAGUGCAUGGUGUCCUCCCAUUUCUACCUAAAGAAUGCAGAUAUUACAGCUGAAUUAAGUUUAGGAGGUUUUUUCAAUAAAAAAAAUAAUUAAAAAAAAUGAAAUAUGAUUCAUUCUGCCAAAUGAAACCAUAUUUGGAUAGAACCUUGCUGUUUUGGGGAACUAACAUUCUUAGCCACUCUGCUGUCCUAUUUUUAAUCAUUCCUGAGUCACAAGACAAGUCCCUCUAACUAACUGUAAUUGUCUUUUAGGUGAAGCACUGGAUAUUUAUCAAAUAAUUAAACUCACCAAAGGCUCCUUGGAGAAAAGAAGCUAAGCCUGGAACAUGCCAUGACCUGAAGGCAUCUCAUUUGUUCCUGUGGAACAUUAACACUGAUGAAGGUUCCUACCUACCUUCUCCCUGUCUGAAACAGGGCUUGUGUUAGUCAUUUGUCCAAAAGAAGGAGGAAAAAAAAAGAAAUUAUUUAUUAUAGAUAAAUAUUUAUGUGCUGCUAUAUAAGGCAUUCCAUUAUGCCAAGAAGAGUAGAGUUCAUUUUGGUGGGUUCAGAACCACAGUGCUGUGGCCACAGUCUGAAGGCCAAAAAGGAAUAAGGCAUUAUAGGUCCUAGAGCGAUCAGAAGUCACACGGUAGCCUCAGGGAUUUCAUUUUUUUUUCCUCUUCUUCUUGGCUGGCUCUUGACUGUCUUUUCUCGGCUCAGAUGCAGCAGUCUGGAAGGAGAGAGAAAUGAUGUUCAAUAAAAUUAUGAAAUGGAAACUUUUAUCAAA
Molecule: messenger RNA, 4786 nt
Organism: Monodelphis domestica (gray short-tailed opossum)
Lineage: Eukaryota; Metazoa; Chordata; Mammalia; Didelphimorphia; Didelphidae
Gene: POLG
Product: DNA polymerase gamma, catalytic subunit
Biological process (GO): mitochondrial DNA replication
Cellular component (GO): gamma DNA polymerase complex; mitochondrion
Molecular function (GO): 3'-5' exonuclease activity; DNA-directed DNA polymerase activity; DNA binding
Source: RefSeq, a predicted model, not a curated record